Molecule: messenger RNA, 2241 nt
Organism: Lolium rigidum
Lineage: Eukaryota; Viridiplantae; Streptophyta; Magnoliopsida; Poales; Poaceae
Product: 9-cis-epoxycarotenoid dioxygenase NCED1, chloroplastic
Exons: 1
Coding region: 128-2059 (643 amino acids)
Biological process (GO): carotene catabolic process
Cellular component (GO): chloroplast stroma
Molecular function (GO): carotenoid dioxygenase activity
Source: RefSeq, a predicted model, not a curated record
GCAAGCAAAGGCAGUAGCAUGCUAACUGGUGUCGGAACUUGCUACUCACCUGAGUGAGUUCCAGCAAAAAAAUCUGUUACUCACCCACUAGCAAUCCAAACAGACACUGAUCUGCAGGUUGCAGAAAAUGGAGGGAGCACUUGUCACAUCUAACUUCACCAUGUCAGAUCUCUACCCAUCCAAAGCCAAUGUUGUUCACGGUUCAAGAUCAAGGAGGCUCUCGUACAUCUCCCCUGUCGCCUCUUCUGCUGCUGCACCGAACUCCGGCUACAGAAGGAAGAAGAGCACAUCGCCGCCGCCGCCGUCGGCUGCCGCCACCGCCACCGUCCUCACGUCGCCGCCGAAGCAAGUCGAGCAACAAGAGCGAGAGGAGCGCUACGAGCCUAGGACAAACAAUGCAACUGCAACAAAAGUCGCUACCGCGAGAACAAGCAGGGCACCUGACGCUCCAAGGCAGCAUGUUCGGUCGUCUCGGCCUCGUCGCCGACCUGCCGCCUCGCUGCCGGUGGCGUUCUGCAACGCGCUGGAGGAGGCGAUCAACACGUUCGUCGACCCACCGGUGCUGCGGCCGUCGGUGGACCCGCGGCACGUGUUGUCCGCCAACUUCGCGCCCGUGGACGAGCUGCCGCCCACGCCAUGUCCCGUCGUACGCGGCACCAUCCCGCGCUGCCUCGCCGGUGGCGCCUACAUCCGCAACGGACCCAACCCGCAGCACCUCCCGCGCGGGCCGCACCACCUCUUCGACGGCGACGGCAUGCUGCACUCCCUGCUCCUCCCGGAGUCGUCCGACUCCGACCCCAUCCUCUGCUCCCGCUACGUGCAGACGUACAAGUACCUUGUGGAGCGCGACGCGGGCGAGCCGGUCUUGCCCAACGUCUUCUCCGGCUUCCAUGGCCUGGCCGGGAUGGCGCGGGGCGCAGUCAUGGCGGCCAGGGUGCUGACGGGCCAGAUGAACCCGGUGGAGGGCGUGGGGCUCGCCAACACCAGCCUCGCUGUCUUCGGCGGCCGCCUCUACGCGCUCGGCGAGUCGGACCUCCCGUACGCCGUGCGCGUCGACCCGGCCACCGGCGAGGUGACCACGCAGGGAAGGUGCGACUUCGGCGGCCGCCUCAGCAUGGGCAUGACCGCGCACCCCAAGAAGGACCCCAUCACCGGCGAGCUCUUCGCGUUCCGCUACGGCCCCAUGCCGCCCUUCGUCACCUACUUCCGGUUCGACCCGGCCGGGAACAAGGGCGCCGACGUUCCCAUCUUCUCUGUCAAGCAGCCGUCCUUCCUGCACGACUUCGCCGUCACGGAGCGGUACGCGAUAUUCCCGGAGAUACAGAUCGUGAUGAACCCGAUGGGCAUGGUGGUGGGCGGUGGCGCGCCCGUGGGCGCGGACUCCGGCAUGGUGCCCCGGCUCGGCGUGAUCCCCAAGUACGCCGCGGACGAGUCGGAGAUGCGGUGGUUCGAGGUGCCGGGGUUCAACAUGAUGCACUCGGUGAACGCGUGGGAGGAGGCCGGCGGCGAGGAGAUCGUGAUGGUGGCGCCCAACAUCCUGUCCAUCGAGCACGCGCUGGAGCGCAUGGAGCUGGUACACGCCUCCGUGGAGCUGGUGCGCAUAAACCUCCGCACCGGCAACGUCACGCGCAUGCCGCUCUCGGCGGGGAACCUCGACUUCGGCGUGAUCAACCCAGGCUGCCUAGGCCGCCGCAACCGCUACGGCUACUUCGGCGUGGGCGACCCCAUGCCAAAGAUCGGCGGGGUGGCCAAGCUCGACUUUGAUCUUGCCGGCGAGGGCGACUGCACCGUGGCGCGACGGGACUUCGGGCCGGGGUGCUUCGCUGGGGAGCCGUUCUUCGUCCCCGACGACGUCGAGGGCAACGGCAACGAGGACGACGGCUACGUGGUGUGCUACGUGCACGACGAGGGCACCGGCGACAACCGGUUCGUGGUGAUGGACGCGCGGACGCCCGAGCUGGACAUCGUCGCAGAGGUGCAGCUGCCCUCCCGUGUCCCGUACGGCUUCCACGGCCUGUUCGUCACGCAGGCCGAGCUCCGGUCACAGCAGCACCAUUGAUCAUCACAAACACACCGACGCGUCCGAUGUUUCCAUUGAUCGCGCUCGUGCUGUACAAUACACCAGCAUUAUGCUGCAUGAAAUAGGUCAUGAAUAGGAUUCCAUGACAUACACAUAGGAGAAAUAGGUGAUGUAUAUACUUUGUAUUCCAUUAUCGGGCAAGACCCUUUACAGUUCUACAA